Messenger RNA from Capsicum annuum, 1126 nucleotides. RefSeq names its product deacetoxyvindoline 4-hydroxylase-like. The transcript is spliced from 3 exons. The coding region runs from base 26 to 1126 and encodes 366 amino acids. The record is from RefSeq and is a predicted model, not a curated record. Lineage: Eukaryota; Viridiplantae; Streptophyta; Magnoliopsida; Solanales; Solanaceae.
UUUUGGAACAAAUGUGUCAGGCACUAUGGACUGUCAAGCUGAAUUUACAAUGGAUUAUGAUCCAUUAAAGGAAAUUAAAGCUUUUGAUGAUACAAAAGCUGGUGUUAAGGGACUAGUUGAUGCUGGAAAUGUUGAGAUUCCAAGAAUUUUCAUUAGGCCACCUAAUGAAUGUGCUGAGUUGAAAAUGUCCAAGUCAACUCAACAGAUUCCAGUGGUGGAUCUCAGUGGCAUACAAGUUCAAGAUCGACGUAAGCAAGUUGUAGAUGAAAUAAGGGAAGCGUCAGUGAAGUGGGGCUUUUUCCAGCUGAUAAAUCAUGGGGUUCCUCCAAGUGUAUUGGAAGGAAUGGUUGAUGGAACUCGUAAACUUCACGAACAAGAUGCUGAAUUAAAGAAAGAGUACUAUUCACGUGAUGUUAUGGGAAAGAGAGUUAGAUACGAGAGCAAUCCUCUUAUAUAUCAAACAAAUACUGCACAAUGGAGGGAUACAUUGAACAUUACCAGGCUAACUUCUGGUAAUAUUGAAUCUGAAGAACUACCAACAAUUUGUCGGAAACUAUCUAUCUAUUUAAAAACAUAUCUUGAGUACAUAAAUCAUGUAAAACUAGGGGAAACUCUUUUCGACUUACUAUCAGAAGCUCUUGGACUAAAACCAGACCACUUAAAAGCCAUGGAAUGUUCCAAAGGACAAGCAGUGGCAUGUCACUACUACCCCGCCUGCCCACAGCCAGAGCUAACUCUUGGUACUGGUAAGAACACAGAUCCGGCUUUCCUCACGAUCUUGCUUCAAGAUCAAAGUGGUGGACUUCAGGUCAUGCAUAAUAAUCAAUGGGUAGAUGUUGAACCAAUUGAACAAGGUUUAGUUGUUAACAUUGGCGACUUUCUUCAGGUCCUAUCAAAUGACAAGUUUGUAAGCGUAAAUCAUAGAGUCCUUGCAAAAAAGAUAGGACCAAGGAUGUUAGUGGCAUGCUUCUUCACUAGUGCAUUUGUACUUUCAAAGAUGCUUGGUCCAAUCAAAGAGUUCAUAUCAGAAGAAAAUCCUCCACUGUAUAAAGAAUUUCUUGUGCGCGAUUACAUGACAAUGCUUCUCACCAAGCCACUUGAUAAGUUUAGUCUUGAUUUUUUCUGA